Prunus mume (Japanese apricot) is the source of this 1097-nucleotide messenger RNA. Lineage: Eukaryota; Viridiplantae; Streptophyta; Magnoliopsida; Rosales; Rosaceae. The record is from RefSeq and is a predicted model, not a curated record.
AUGGUCAGAGUGUCCACGGCUGUUUGGGUAAUGGGUUAAGUCUGAUCGUCCCGAUAUUCUUUCUUACGGCCAACACCAGAGGAAGGAGCAGCUGCAAUGAAACUGCCGGAGCUCGCCGUCUGAAGUACAUGCAAGUGCCGUAGGCUAGUGGGCAGGGGGAACAAGACGACUGCGUUUAGGCCUUCAGCAACCGUGUCUUUUGUAGCCUCUCAAAAAUAACCAGCGCCAUCGUGGUUGCUCGUUGGAGCACCCAAAGUUUCCAAAGCCGUAGCUGGCGCCUUCUCUUUCACUCACUUACUGGUUAUUUGAGGUGCGCUGCAGACUUUGGAGUUCACUUGUCGGUGAAUUAUGGUACUGUGAGGCCUAGUCCGACGCACCGAGGAGGACAAGGAGGAAGAUGCUUAAUAGGUUGGGUAGGCGUUACUUUUGCACUGCUGCUCCAUACCCGUGGCUAUUUGUGGGUUUGGGCAAUCCCGGCGAUAAGUACAAAGGAACUAGGCACAAUGUGGGGUUUGAGAUGAUUGAUGUUUUUGCUAAUUCUCAGGGAAUUGAAAUGAGCACGGUGCAUUGCAAAGCUAUCUUUGGGCAAGGUUUCGUGGGUGAAGUUCCCGUUUUUCUCGCAAAGCCUCAAACUUACAUGAAUUUGAGUGGUGAAUCUACAGGACCACUUGCUGCUUAUUAUAAGCUACCUCUCAAUCGUGUGCUAGUGUUCCACGAUGACAUGAACUUACCAUGUGGGGUACUUCGUCUUCACCCAAAUGGAGGUCAUGGAUGCCACAAUGGGGUGAAGAGUGUAAUGUAUCACUUUCGUGGGAACAGAGAAUUUCCUCGGCUAAGAAUCGGUAUCGGAAGGCCUCCUGGUCAAAUGGAUCCCAAAGCAUUCUUGCUCCAGAAAUUUAAUGCAAUGGCUCAAGGACGAAUUGAUGCUGCUUUACAAGAGGGAGUUGAUAUAUUGAAGGUGCUGUUAUCUAAAGGCUGGGCAGAGAGUACGAGACGCUUCAACUCAGAGCAAAAAUACAAGCAUAUGAGAUUAGAGACUACAAUUGUAACAUGAAUUUGUAAAUGAGUAUAUAUAUGAUUUGAUUUUUAGGACCAGU